ACAUUGGUAAAUUCUCAGGUGACUGGCAUAUUGCCCCGUGGCUCCCAGCCAGCAGUUUCACCCUCGGCUGGCCACCCCCCCCUUAAUACUCUGUCACUGGAGUUUGCGUGCCUGCAAGCAGCCGCAGUCAGGUCGGCUGCCUCCUUGGAAGUGAUGAGUCCAGCAGAACAUAUACCCUGCCUCUCAGUCUGUCCCAUUCUCUUGCAGAUCUAGAGCCGUAAUGUCUAUGAAACAUUUACUCACUGAUGACGAUAUCACAAAGUUUGUGCGGGCCUUUUCAGCUCCUGAUUCCUUUAACCCCAAGAAAUUCUUUCAGUUAUGUGGCCUGAAGUCCAAGAGUAAAGGUGACAUGGAAAAAGUUUUCAAAAUCCUGGAUCAAAAUGUCAGUGGAUACAUAGAGGAAGACGAGCUCCCUUUUCUAUUGAUGCACUUCUCCCAUAAAGCUAGAGCGCUCUCUGCCAAGGAAACCAAGCACAUGCUUUCUACCUGUGACAAAGAUAAAGAUGGCAAAAUCAGCAUGGAUGACUUUGUAACCAUGGUGGCCGAAUCCUAAGCAAGAGAAGCUCUGUUGUUAUUUUAGCAAAGCCUUUCCCCUCCUUGGACACCGAUUUAUGUAUUGAUCCCAUUUUCUACACCUCUGGUCCCUGCCUAUUGGAUCUCCGUGCUGGAACAAAGAAUAACACAAUGCAAUAAAGGGCAAUAACAUCAA
Molecule: messenger RNA, 709 nt
Organism: Hyla sarda
Lineage: Eukaryota; Metazoa; Chordata; Amphibia; Anura; Hylidae
Product: parvalbumin alpha-like
Exons: 4
Coding region: 221-553 (110 amino acids)
Cellular component (GO): nucleus; cytoplasm
Molecular function (GO): calcium ion binding
Source: RefSeq, a predicted model, not a curated record